Molecule: messenger RNA, 3046 nt
Organism: Nerophis lumbriciformis (worm pipefish)
Lineage: Eukaryota; Metazoa; Chordata; Actinopteri; Syngnathiformes; Syngnathidae
Product: transducin-like enhancer protein 4
Biological process (GO): negative regulation of canonical Wnt signaling pathway; regulation of DNA-templated transcription
Cellular component (GO): nucleus; transcription regulator complex
Molecular function (GO): protein binding; transcription corepressor activity
Source: RefSeq, a predicted model, not a curated record
UUCACGCACGAAACACCCUUACAUUCAAACUACAAAUCCCAUACACGCUCGCUCGACUCGGCGUUGUAAACGUCGUGAAUGUGUAAUUGAGCUCGUUUGACUGGCUGCUUCUAAAUGUGCUUUUUGAAAGGUGGGGGCGAGAUCCGUCAGUGUCGGUGAAGUGUUCGCCGCCGGGAUGUGUGAACAUUAACGGAGGAAGUAGGAAAUUAACCGGCUGGCCAGCAGCAGGAGGACAAGUGGGGUCACGACAUGGCGGAAGACGACGAUUAGAAGAGGAAAUUCAACAACAUAAGUGACUGCGAGAGGGACAUUCUCUCAUCUCUUCAACUAAACCACCUCCGGAAGAAUGGUGACCUGCCGAAGGUCCGAGGCGGCUUGAUUCUGUUUUUUUUAUUGACGCACAGGAGAAAGAGCCACGCUUCAUUCUUUUGUUUCUUAUUUUCACGUGGAGGAACUUUUUAAUGCCUUUUUAAUGAUUCGAGACUUGAGCAAGAUGUACCCUCCGGCGCGGCACCCGGUCGUGCACCAGCCUGGACAGCCGUUUAAGUUCACUGUGUCCGAGUCCUGCGAUCGCAUCAAGGAGGAGUUCCAGUUUCUGCAGGCACAGUAUCACAGUCUGAAAAUGGAGUGUGAGAAACUAGCAGGUGAGAAGACGGAGAUGCAGAGACACUACGUCAUGUACUACGAAAUGUCGUAUGGACUUAACAUCGAGAUGCACAAACAGGCGGAGAUUGUCAAGCGGCUGAACGCAAUCUGCGCCCAAGUCAUCCCCUUCCUCUCUCAAGAGCAUCAGCAGCAGGUGGUGCAAGCAGUGGAGAGGGCCAAGCAGGUCACCAUGGCUGAACUCAACGCUAUCAUUGGACAGCAACAGCUCCAAGCUCAGCACCUCUCCCACAGCCACGCCAUCCCUGUCCCGCUCACGCCUCACCCAGCAGGUCUUCAGCCCCCCCUGGGCCCUGGCGCCGGUACUGCCAGCCUGCUGGCGCUCUCCUCUGCCCUGGGUCAUCAGCUGCCCCUCAAAGACGAGAGGAAACACCAGGACAGCGCCGAAGAACACCCAAGAGAGAGAGACUCAACUAAGAGCUCAUCCGAGUCACCGUCAGCCACUUUUCGGACUGGAGAGAAGCACAGAGGCUCGGGCGAUUACACCACGGACAGCAAGAAGCAGAAGACAGACGAUAAAGAGUCACGCUACGAGAGUGACGGAGAGAAGAGCGAUGACAACUUGGUAGUGGACGUCUCCAAUGAGGAUCCAGCGACUCCCAGAGGAAGUCCCGCCCACUCUCCCCGGGAGAACGGUUUGGACAAAAGUCGCCUGCCGAAGAAGGACGCACCCUUGAGUCCCUCCUCCGUCGCUUCCUCCAGCAGCACACCUUCAUCCAAGUCCAAAGAGAUUAAUUUGAAUGAAAAAUCCACAACACCCGUUUCCAAGUCCAGCACUCCCACCUCGCGCUCUGAUGCGCCCACGCCCAGCAGUGCCACUACUACCCCGGGCCUGAGGGCUGCCCCCAGUAAGUCAUCAGGAGUGGAGACACUAGCCCCUGGUCUCCGCACACCUCUGGCGGUGCCGUGUUCGUACCCUGGUCCAUUUGGAAUCGUCCCUCACCUGGGCAUGAACGGUGAGCUGAGCGGAGCGGGCGCCGCCUACAGCGGCUUGCAUAACAUGAGCACGGUGGCCGCAGCAGCUGUCGCCGCUUACGGACGCACACAAGUGGUUGGGUUUGAUCCUCACCACCACAUACGUGUCCCUGGUCUUCCUCCUAACCUGUCAGGCAUUCCAGGCGGAAAACCAGCCUACUCCUUUCACGUGAGCGCUGACGGACAGAUGCAGCCAGUUCCUUUCCCUCCUGACGCGCUGAUCGGGCCUGCGAUCCCACGCCACGCACGGCAGAUCAAUACUCUCAAUCACGGGGAGGUGGUGUGCGCCGUGACUAUCAGCAACCCAACGCGUCAUGUUUACACCGGCGGCAAGGGCUGCGUGAAGGUGUGGGACAUCAGUCACCCUGGAAACAAGACCUCCGUGUCCCAACUGGACUGCCUGAAUAGAGACAACUACAUCCGCUCGUGUCGACUGCUUCCUGACGGACGGACGCUCAUCGUCGGAGGCGAGGCGAGCACUUUGUCAAUAUGGGACUUGGCCACGCCGACGCCUCGGAUCAAGGCAGAACUGACCUCGUCGGCUCCUGCGUGUUACGCGCUAGCCAUUAGUCCCGAUUCCAAAGUGUGCUUUUCCUGCUGUUCUGAUGGAAACAUAGCCGUGUGGGAUCUUCACAACCAGACUCUGGUGAGGCAGUUCCAGGGCCACACGGACGGAGCGAGCUGCAUAGACAUCUCCAAUGAUGGCACCAAGCUUUGGACGGGAGGUCUGGACAACACCGUCCGCUCCUGGGAUCUCCGAGAGGGCCGGCAGCUGCAGCAGCAUGACUUCACCUCACAGAUCUUUUCGCUGGGCUACUGUCCAACUGGCGAGUGGUUGGCGGUGGGGAUGGAGAACAGCAACGUGGAGGUCCUGCACGUCUCCAAACCUGACAAGUACCAGCUUCACCUUCAUGAAAGCUGCGUGCUGUCGCUUCGUUUUGCUCACUGCGGAAAGUGGUUCGUCAGCACAGGAAAAGACAAUCUGCUUAACGCAUGGAGAACCCCGUAUGGAGCCAGCAUAUUCCAGUCCAAGGAGUCUUCGUCAGUGCUGAGCUGCGACAUCUCCGUGGAUGACAAGUACAUCGUGACGGGCUCGGGAGACAAGAAAGCCACUGUCUAUGAGGUCAUAUACUAAGGGAGGGGGCGAAGUCAUCCCAUCCAAGGCACUGUUCAAUACCGUAUUUAAGUACUUUUUUUAAAAGCUGCUCCUCACCAAGCAGCAAUGUUUUGUUUAUUUAACGAGUGAAUGUCAAUAUCCACUGAGCAAAUAUUGUUAACUUAUUUUCCAAACUCUGCUUUUUGAAUUCCUGAAAGUGCGGCCUGUUUGUUUGUUGCGUUCUUGCCUUUUCUCGCUUGAAGGAGGCAAACAUCAACAUAAACAAAUAUAAAUACACACAGAUGACCUGUU